CUGGAUGUAUUUUUAUUUAACCGGUAAUAAAAGAGGUUAUACAAAGUUUAUAUAAAAUAUUUGAUUUUUUUAUCUUAAUGCAAACAUUUGUAUAAUAUAUAAAUCAAUAUUAACAAAAAUUUAUUUUUUAUUUCAAUACACAAAACAUAUUAAUACUCUUUCAAUAUGGUAUCGUUUUUAACUGAUGUGUUAAUUACAGCAGGGCAAGUUGAAAAGCUCAAUCUUCGUGAAAAAAUUUCUCAAAUACAGGAGGAUAUAACAAAGCUAAAAUAUGAUGUCAAAGAUUUCAUGGAUGAUAAUUAUAUUGAAUUUUCAUCAAAACUAACAAAAAAUCAACGUUUAGUUUCUAAAGCUGAAAUACUUACAAAAGAAAUGAACGAUUUACAAAAAAGAAUAGAUGAUCAGAUCAAAGUAGAAUUAUCUGGGUCCAUAAAAGAAUUAAAGAAUCUUUCACAAGCGUUGAAAGAAUCAAAUCUUUGUCUUCACUUAUCUAACCAAUUAUUAUCUCUGGACGAAUGCAUUAAGUUGAUAAAACAAUAUCAAGAAGAACAGCGAUACGUUGAUACUGCUAAAAGCUUAUGCACAAUGCAGAAUUUAUUGGACAAUCCUGAAAGUGAUUUACAAGAUCUUGAUAUUUAUAAUGCCAUUAAAGAGGAAUAUAAAAAUUUACAUGAUUCAUUUUUAUCUCAUGCUUCUUUGCUUUGGGAUGAGCGUAUUUGUUGGACUGGUUUAGAAAAUAAUAAGAAUGAAACAGUCGUUACACUUCAUAUUAAGAAUAAACUUGAGAACAUAGAAGACUUAAUUUGUGGUUUGCAUUACGUCAACAAACUUUCUGAUCAUCUGGAUCAAUUUUCAGAAACAAUAAUGAGUCAUAUAAUUCAACCGAUUAUCAAUGAGCAUUGUUCAGUUUUUGUUUCAAAAGAAAAUAUAUUCACCAUUGAAUAUAUUGAUAGAAAACAAAUACCAGUUUAUAAAAGUGUCCUGCAUAAUUUAAAAUUAUUAUUUAGAUAUCUUCAUGAACAUUUUAAUGUUAUAAUAGAUGAUAAUCAGACUUUACUUAUGAAAAUGCAGCCACAUAUGUUAGAACAAUUAGCAGAAAGUCUUACAAUGAAUUGCAUAGCUAGAACUAUUCCUAGUUCUAGCACAGAAUUAAAAAAUUUUGAACCAGUAGUUGAAGAAACUAAUAACUUUCAAAGUUAUUUAAUAGAAAUAGGAUUUAUCACAGAAGAAAACUUAUUCUUGAAAGAAUACACUGAUAAUAUUGACAAACUUUUUAUUGAUAAAAUAUGUCAAGAUUUAAUGGUAAAAGCCAAAAAUAUUAUCAAGAAAGAUCUUCAUGAUUCAAUUAAACACAUACCAGAGACUCCAUUAAAAUUUCCAAAUGAUGAAUUAGAAAGUGAAGGCGUAUCAAUUCACAGAUACUUAAAUGAAUCUUCUUUUCAACUACCAUCAUGUCAAAUAAGCAAAAGUGCGAAAGAAAUACUAGAUCUUGCAAGAAGUAUUUUGGAUGAGGCAUGUGACAGUUCAGAUGCUUCUGCAGUCAGACUGUUUUAUACAUGUAGAAAUGUAUUUGAAAUGUAUGCAGGUCUAGUACCUGAACAUCACAAAAAAUUUUUGGAAACAAUACCACAGCAAGUCGCUCUAUUCCACAACAACUGUAUGUAUCUUGCACACCAACUACUCACAUUGGCACAUGAAUACAGGGAUAAAUUGCCCAGAUCAUUGCAACAGCUUAACUUAACGUUUACUGAUCAAACACUGAUAUUACGCAAUGUCGGUUCUGAAUGUUUCCUAGAGCACAUGAGAUACCAGAGAGAUAUUAUUAUAGAUAUCCUCAAAGAGUCAGGUUUAGCAGCUCUAGGUCAAGUUUCUGAAUUACCUUCGUCAACUGAACGUGCAUUGAGACAAUGUAUCAGACAAUUAGAAUUGUUGAAGACAGUCUGGUUAGAUGUUCUACCUGUCAAUAUUUAUUGCAGAGCUGUAGGAUGCAUUGCUAAUUCUAUGAUUGAAGAUUUAAUAAUAAGAGUUACAUCCGUUGAAGAUAUACCUGCUGAUAUAGCUUCUGACUUAGUGAUAAUGUUCAAUACAGUAGCAACACGAACGCCAAUGAUAUUUCCAGAAUCUGAGGAGAUAGCACAGUAUGCACGAAAAUGGAAAAAAUUCUUAGAACUUAUUAAAGUCCUUGGUGCAUCAUUGAAAGAGAUCGAAAUUAGAUGGGCAAGUGGGAAAGGUCCUCUUGCAAAAGAAUUUACAGCUAUUCAAGUAAAACAACUUAUUAGAGCAUUAUUUCAAAAUACAGAAAGAAGAUCAGUUCUCUUAGCUUCUAUUAAAUAAUACAAUACUGUAUUGAUAUGUUAUUAAUAAUCAGUGGAGAAAGAAAAUUUAUUUAUA
Vespa crabro (European hornet) is the source of this 2391-nucleotide messenger RNA. RefSeq names its product centromere/kinetochore protein zw10 homolog. Gene Ontology annotation, biological process: mitotic cell cycle; mitotic spindle assembly checkpoint signaling; endoplasmic reticulum to Golgi vesicle-mediated transport. The coding region runs from base 166 to 2334 and encodes 722 amino acids. The record is from RefSeq and is a predicted model, not a curated record. Gene Ontology annotation, cellular component: chromosome, centromeric region; nucleus; RZZ complex. The transcript has 10 exons. NCBI's taxonomy places the organism in Eukaryota, Metazoa, Arthropoda, Insecta, Hymenoptera, Vespidae.